GGGGCAGAAAAGUCCCAUGGAGUGCUCCAGAAGGGAUCCCAAAGCCCUGCAGCAGUCGGCUUCCCUACAGACCCUGCUCCCCAAAAGCUCUUGUAAGAAAAUCACUAGAAAGAGAAAAGCACCAAAGCUUUUGGGUCCAUAUGAAGUGCUUUGAGGUCACUUUGGUUCUGGCUGCACCAGAGCCCCUCUGUGCUCUUCCCCAGGGAGCUUUCUUCAAAGAGGCGUUUAGCUGCCAAAAGUGUAGCUGACAAUUUCUAACUUUCCUUUAUUUUUUUACACCUGAGAUACUGACACUGUCUGGCGGGCCUUUUGGCUUAACUUAUUCUGCAGAUUAUGGAGAGAAACUUAGAGCAAAGUUUCAGGAAGCUGCUCAAAAAUGCAAAGUUUCCUCAUGUCUGGGAGCUUUUUCUUGUUGUUUUUCUGGUGCCUUGGCACCACUCACUCGGGGUGAUUCAUUUAUUUCUCUCUUUUGUUAGUCAAACACGAAAUACUAAUGAUUUUUGUUGCAAGAGAGGCAUUUGUACUCCAGAAAUGCAAUGAGUAGGAGCUGCACUGGAACAUUAUUGGUGGCCGUGGCUCUGCCCGAGCGCUGCCCCCAGGAGAGGGAGCUUCCCAUUGGAUUUAAAAUGCAGUUCGCAUCGCUCCCGGGGCUGUUCCUUUUCUGUUGUUUCAUGAGUCUUCCCUAUUGUUGGGCUGCUACUGGAAAAGCCGUGCAAGCCACCGCGAGGCUGUUCACCCCUGUGCCAAAGACAGACGUGACAUCAGCCCCUGGGCAAAGUUCCCCACGUGCAGGCACCGUGCCCAGGGCUGUGCGGCGUCCAGGGGGGUGGCACGGACAGACGGACACCGACUGUCUGACCCCUGGGGUGACCUGAGGCCGCAGGAGAGCAGCCCGGAGCCCAGGCACUGCUGGUGGUGCUGAGCAUCCCUGGCCGCCAGCCUGACACCUGCGAACCUGCCACAUGGCCCCGAGGUGCGGAGCAGGGCUCCUGCCUGGUGUUGUCGGCCGGUCGCAGUCCUGGCUCCCUGUGCUGCCUGCCUCUGCUGUGGGCAAGCGUCAGAUCAGGCUCCUCUCAGUGAAUGUCACUCAAUGCCCUCUGCUGAGGGUCUCCUUCUGUUGCAGGGACUGCUGCAAGUCAAAUCCUCCCUCUUUUCCUCCUGCCCUGUCCUCCAGGAGGAACUGCAUCCUUUGCUGGCACCUGGCUUGUGAUGAACUUGCUCAGCCAAGGGCUGCAAGAGCUGGUGACCAGAGGUGUGGUGUGCUGCCAGACGUGCUCGUGUCAGAGCAAGGUGCUCAAACCCAGGCUGAACCCCGUCCCUGGAGGAGACCCAUAGAAGCCGGAGGAGCCCAAGGACAGUUAACCCCACACCUGCAACAACCACAGCAUCCUGGACUGACCUCCCUGAGUAAAAACAUGAGUGUAAACCCAAAAUCUUUCAGAAAACUUAUUCCCCCCCCCCCCCCCCCCCCUCGGACUGACCCAUUUUCCACUCAAAAUGAGCUCUGUGGGAAAUUCCCACCCAGCCCCAAGCAAAACCCUACGAGAGCAGGGAAGUACACGCAGCUCCUGGGCUCUGCCAAGCUGGGGCAGCCUCAGUUCCCCGUUACAAAACGUCCCCCCCGGUCACUGCAGCACUGAGCAAGGCAGCCCCAAGAAGAGCAAUGACCUGGCGAUGGGCUGGGGGCUUUGCCGGGGAGGUGCCAGGCCUCUGCACCGUGUCCACGCUGCCCUGCAGCCCGCCCGGCCCCGCGUUGCGACACGGAGCCCCGGGUCUCACCUGGCCGGGGGGAAGCAGCGUUUCCGUGUCACUGACCCUGGGGACAGCCCCGGGGACACAGGGAGGGCUGUGCCUAUAUAGGGUGCCGGGAAGGGUGCAGGAGGCAGAGCUGGGCUCCUCGCUGCUCACUCCUGAUUCUUCCCUAGGAGGGAAUUUCCUGAUUUUCUCCUUGCUCGGCGGCACUGGGUGAGGAUGGAAGCUGGGGUGGCCGGGGUGCUGCUGACCGUCCUCCUCCUCCUCCUCUCCAUCCUCUGCCUCCUGGUGCGGAGCAGCGACAGGAGGAGCAGCCGGCUGCCUCCAGGACCUGCCCCGUGGCCCAUUCUGGGCAACCUGUGGCAAAAAGACGUCCUGCCGCUUCACCAGAGCUACGAGAAGCUCAGCCGCAGGUACGGCCCCGUCUUCACCGUCUGGCUGGGCCGCACGCCGGCGGUGGUGCUCUGCGGGUACGGGGUGGUGAAGGAUGCUCUGCUGGGCCACGCCGAGGAGUUCGGAGGCAGACCUGAAAUCCCCCUCAUGGCGCACCUGUCGAACGACUACGGUAUCAUCACCAAGAACGAGAAGAAGUGGCGGGAGCUGCGGAGGUUCACGCUCAGCACCCUGCGGGACUUCGGGAUGGGGAAGAGCUCUAUGUCGCAGCGGGUGCAGCAGGAGGCCCAGCACCUCGUGGAGCUGCUGGCGAGCCUCGAAGGAGAAGCCUUUGAGCCCAUGAUGGUGUUCAGGCACGCAGUGGCCAACGUGAUCUGUUCUGUCGUCUUCGGGAGCCACUUCAGCUACAGCGACACGGCCUUUCUGAAGCUGCUGGACAUGAUCGGGAAUUUUGUCAGCUUCUUCGUUUCCCCCAUUGCCAUAGUCUACAACAUCUUCCCCAGCGUCCUGCUCCGCCUGCCGGGGCCGCACAGGAAAGUCCUGGCCAAGUGCGAGAACCUGAAGGGCUACAUCCGAGAGCAGGUCGAGCAGCACAGGCAGACGCUGGACCCCAGCUCCCCCCGGGACUACAUCGACUGCUUUCUUAUGAAAGCAGAAAAGGAGAGGAGCAGCGUGGAGAAAAUGUACAGUGACGAGGACUUGGUCAUGUCAGUAUUCGACCUCUUUGGUGCUGGGACGGUGACCACCAGCAACACCCUGGUCUUCUUCAUCUUGGCGCUGGCAAAGUUCCCCCACAUUCAAGCCAAGGUCCAGGAGGAGAUCGAUGCGGUGGUGGGCCCCGGCCGCGCGCCCUGCAUGGAGGACAAGCUGAGGAUGCCCUACACCAAUGCGGCGAUCCACGAGCUGCAGCGCAUCCAGCGGGCCGGCAUCGAGAACUUCCCUCGCAUGACGACGCGGGACGUGAAGUUCGGGGGCCACACCAUCCCCAAGGACACAGCCAUUAUUCCGCUGUUUUCUUCAGUGCACAUGGACCCAACCCAGUGGGAGAACCCCAAAGAAGUUGACCCAGGCCACUUCUUGGAUGAGAAGGGCAACUUCAGGAAGUGCGAGGCCUUCAUGGCUUUUUCAGCAGGGAAGCGGAUGUGCCCAGGAGAGGCCCUGGCCCGGAUGGAGCUCUUCCUCUUCUUCACGACGCUGCUGCAGAGCUUCACCUUCCAGCUCACCAUGGAGUCCAAGGAGACGGAUUUAUUCACCCUGUGGCGGAAGAUAGAGAGGAAGGCGAUACCGGGCACGUUCUUCGCCGUGCGGCGUACAUGCCCUUGAGCGGAUGGUCCUGGCAGGGAGGAGGACGGGGCCGUCGCUUCUCCCAGAGCAGAGCGAGCAGUGCAAACCCGAGCACCAUGGCAGCAGCCACAAGCAGGAGGUGGCCUCGAGCUCCUGCUCCUCCAGGAGCCACAUCCCAGCCCUGCCACCAGGCCCUGGGCAUUCUGGCCCCCUGACCUACCCGUUCCUGUCCCAGUGCCGCCAGGACUGGUUUUCCUCCCCUGCAUCUAUCGGCUCUGCUUGAACCUCAUCUCCUCAUGCUGCCCGGAGCUCCCAGAGCUCAGUGGGGCAGCACCUGAUUUUGGGGAGGGAUUGGAAGCUUCUGCAAUAAAAACAGUCAUCGUGACUGGGUGUUGGUGUUUGUGUGGACACUCGCGGUGCCUCUUGGUGUAAGGGUGGUGGUGCUCAGCCUUCACUGCCCUUCACAGCACUGCGUGAGCAACCGCAGUGCAUGGUGAUGAAACCCUUGCGAGCUACCACUUGUCAACCAUAACAUAAAAGAGGAUGAGUGGGGGGAAAUGUGCUGUAGGAGAGGGGUGCUGGGCUUGGGAAGCAAAAAGAAUUUGCACCAAAGUCACUCCUUUCUUCUUAGGGGGACCCACACUUUUAACUAACCCUACAAUGCAAUGAAGGAUUGAGUUGGCAGCCACCAGGCACACUCUAGUCUUUAUUAGGAAACAUUGGGACUUUAAAGAAAAGGUAUUUUUCUUUAAAUCCCUAUUCAAGGGAAAAAUGAGCGGGUUGCAUGCACACCCUGCCCAGGCUCACACACACCACAGAACUGCACAGCCGGGCACCUUGAAUGGGUUCUUCAGGCGCUGUGCCGCAGAGUCCCCGGCCAGCCCCAGGAAAGCAGGGCGCUUCCUGCUGCAUCCCGGUCCUCCCAGCCCAAACCUCCCAGGUACGGGACUUCAGCCGCAUAUCCGUUCUGGGGGUGUCUUCAUCUUUCCCCUC
Messenger RNA from Cygnus olor (mute swan), 4422 nucleotides. Its product is annotated as cytochrome P450 2C16-like. Bases 1972 to 3468 code for a protein of 498 amino acids. Gene Ontology annotation, biological process: xenobiotic metabolic process. NCBI's taxonomy places the organism in Eukaryota, Metazoa, Chordata, Aves, Anseriformes, Anatidae. The transcript has 9 exons. Gene Ontology annotation, cellular component: cytoplasm; intracellular membrane-bounded organelle. Gene Ontology annotation, molecular function: heme binding; oxidoreductase activity, acting on paired donors, with incorporation or reduction of molecular oxygen, reduced flavin or flavoprotein as one donor, and incorporation of one atom of oxygen; iron ion binding. The record is from RefSeq and is a predicted model, not a curated record.